Messenger RNA from Erpetoichthys calabaricus (reedfish), 1541 nucleotides. RefSeq lists its product as uncharacterized. Gene Ontology annotation, molecular function: structural molecule activity. Lineage: Eukaryota; Metazoa; Chordata; Cladistia; Polypteriformes; Polypteridae. The transcript is spliced from 9 exons. The record is from RefSeq and is a predicted model, not a curated record. The coding region runs from base 94 to 1326 and encodes 410 amino acids.
AGGUUAUAAAGGAGAUGGUCAGUCAGUCGGCUCCAGGAAACAGGCAGCUGCUUCUGGUGUUCAUCUUAACUCGACUGCAUCGACAGAGCAACAAUGAGCUACCCAAGACUAGGCUUUUCCAACUACUCCCUUAAAGAUGCCUUCCCCAGCCGUGCCAAGGCAGCCUCCUCAAUCUACGGAUCGGUGGACCAAGGCCUCAACUUGAUGGGAGUGAAUGGACUCCCCAUUAGCGGCAACAGGAAGGAGACCAUGCAGGGCCUGAAUGAACGCCUCGCCAAAUAUCUGGAGAAGGUCCGCAACCUAGAGGAGUCCAAUGAAGAGCUGGAGCGUAGGAUCAAAGAGCUGAUGAAAGAAAAAUGCCCCAAGGUUCGAGAUUACACUCCGGAGUUGGACAAGAUCCACGCUCUGAAUGAUGAGGUGAGAAAGAAAAACCUGGAGAACGCCAGAAUUAUGAUCCAGAUCGACAAUGCAAAACUGGCCCUGGACGACUUCAAAAACAAGUACGACCAGGAAGCUGCCAUUUGCAAUACAGUCGAGAAGGACUGUCAGGCCCUGAAAAAGAUGAAAGCAGACAAUGACAGCACCAUUACCAGACUGAACACCGAGCUGGAUGGUUUGAAAGAGGAGCUCAGCUUUAUGCAGAAAAACCAUAAAGAUGAAAUGAGUGCCCUCAAGCCUAAUCUGCCUAAGGAUCUGGUGACUGUUGAGGUGGAUCAUCCCGAGGGUCCCGAUCUCAAUGCCGUCUUAAAUGAGUUACGAGAGCAGUAUGAAGCCAUAGUGAAGAAGAACAAGGAUGACGCUGAAUCCUGGUACCAGUCCAAGACACAAGUCAUUCAAAAGGAAGUGGACCAGAACACAGAAGCUGUUCAGAAUGCCAAGAAUGAGUUGAGUGACAAGCGACGCACCCUGCAGUCUCUGGAACUGGAGCUUGAGACUCUGCGUAAGCAGAUCAAUAUGCUGGAUAACACCUUGGGAGAGACCAACCAGCGGUAUGGCGAAAUCCUGGACAAGCUGCAGAACACACUGAAACAGCUGGAAAUGGAGCUGGGCACCCUCCGCAAUGACAUGCAGAACAACAAGCUGGACUACGAGAAGCUGCUGCAGAUUAAGCAGAACCUGGAGGCUGAGAUUGCUACCUAUAGGCGCCUGCUGGAAGGAGAAGAGAUAGAAAAGACUACCCUACCUGGUCCUACUCAGCAAAGUAAACCAGGGGAGCCAGAUGUCAUAACCAGGAAGAUUGUAAAAGUCGUCACACAGACGAUGGUCAAUGGCAAAAUUGUGAAUGAAACCAGUGAAGUGGAAGAGGUUGAAGAGAAAAAGAAAUGAUUCUGCUCAAUGAAUUCUGCUGGAGUCAACCUGAAAUCCUUUGGGUGUCUGACGGCUCAUGGCGCCAUGUCCUCCAUGAUAAAACAGAAACACUGUCUGUCUUUCAUUGCCAUAUGUGUUACAAUUCUUACCUUUUUUCAGAUAAUUAAAGAUAAAAUGCAUGAUAAUUGUGAUCCUCUUCAUUUAUUCCUAUAUGAAAAGAGAGAUGAAGCCCA